Messenger RNA from Ctenocephalides felis (cat flea), 1891 nucleotides. RefSeq lists its product as uncharacterized. The coding region runs from base 187 to 1521 and encodes 444 amino acids. The transcript is spliced from 3 exons. The record is from RefSeq and is a predicted model, not a curated record. Lineage: Eukaryota; Metazoa; Arthropoda; Insecta; Siphonaptera; Pulicidae.
UGGAUUUGUUUGAAAAUGUUUUAUGUACGAGAACUGAACGAAUGUUUUGGAAAUUUGCAUGGAAUUAUUUCAAGGGUAAAAAUUUUGUGCGAAUAUUAGCAACAAAAGACACAUCUUUGCCCUUUAGUGAAGAAAUUUUCAAAUGUAGCCAAGACAAUAUUAAUAUGACACAGGAUAUUCUAAUACAUGAAUGGAACGAGACACACGUUUCUGGCGAAGUGUCUGUAUUCAAAAAUCGAACAAACCUACGGUUUAGUUUUUGCAACACAAUGGGCAGAGUAUUCAGAAAUUCGUAUAAAUUUAGUUGCCCAAACAGAUCAGACAACUAAAUUCAUAAUGAUCUUAACAGACACUGACUCUGAACAAGUGGAACGAAUUUUAAAAUUGUGCUGGCACAAGUACAACAUGCUGAACGUAGCAAUUUUCCAUAAUUUUGACAAACUGUCGGAUGAGUACUACUUUGGCAUGAAUGAGUCCUUCACGUUGUCCUUUUACGAUCCUUUUGCCCCUAAUAGCACAGAUCGAGGACUUGUGCACGAGUUCAGAAUCGAGGACAACGAUGGUUUUAUCCAAGAAAUUAUUACAAUGAUGAAUGGACGUUUACGAGACGUAAGACAACAUCCUUUAAGGAUCUGUAUUGUUGAAUCCAAUGGUACAGCAUUACCUAUCCAUCAUCCAAACGGUACUUUAUCGAGAUACAUUUUACGUGAUGGCAACAUCAUGCAUUCUUUAGUCCAAUUCAUGAAUUUCCGUCCAAUUUACUAUGCACCUGAGGAUGGGCAAGGUUUUGGUAAAAUUUACGCAAACGGGACACGUACAGGUUGUCUGGAUGAAUUAGAACACGGUAAAGCUGAUAUUUUAGGUAACAUGAGUCCUAUUAUGGACUUAGGACAACAGAAUUCAGAGUUUAUAACUGCUAUUGAAGAAUAUAAAUUUGCGUUUAUAACGCCUUAUAGGCCACCAAAAUUUGUAGUCACUUUUUUCAACAUUUUUAGCCUAAAUUUUUACUUGGUAUGGAUUGCUGUUUAUAUUUUAAUACUUGGUACUUGGUUGUUUAUGCAAAAAACAAUGAGUUCGUGCCAUAGCAAAAAAUUAACACUUGCAGAAGUUGUUCUAAUCACAUUUGGCAUAUCUAUGAAUGUUUCACAACCUGUCGUUAAACCUCUUUACGCCAGGUUGUUAUUUAUUACCUGGGCCUUGUUUUCCUUGGUCAACGGUUACAUCUAUGGUGGCACAAUGCUUGAGCAUUUAACAGGCGGCAGAAUUUCCAUGAAUUUACAAAGGAUGCGCCAAUUGAAGAACAACAAUUUAAAAGUUUUGGUAUUCCACAGGUUUAAGAAUUUUCUAAAAGACAUGGCAGAGUCUGAUGCAGCUCCUGAUUAUUACAAAGACUUGUACAGAAGACAAGAAGUUGUAAACAACACUGAGGAAGCUUUGGAACGUAUUGCGAAACGUAAGGAUGCAGUUUUGAUGUACACAUUUGUUAUUAGCAAAUGUUCAAAAGUUGCGUUCCCAAUAUAAAGAACAUUUGCAUGUUUUAAAUAGUGGACCACCAUCCUGGUAUAGUUCUCAUUUGGUGCCAACAGUGUCACCAUACAAACCAAUGUUUGACCAGGUUUAUCAACGAAUUACGGAAAGUGGUCUGAUGCCGAAAUGGACUGAUGAUGUUCUACAAUGGACUACGAAACGUAUUAAAAUGGAAUCAAGCGAAAAAUUAAGAGCUGGUGAUACUUAUACUAUGAGGGAACUUGGUUUCAUUUUUGAAUCGUAUUUGGCAUGUUGUGCAUUGUCUUGUAUUGUUUUUGGAAUUGAAAUUUUUAUUCAUUUUAAGAAGACAAGACGGCAAAUUGGACUGUGUGGUGAUUAUUCUUUAAUGAUUCAGGAAUUUGAA